UCCAACUUGGAUAGGAGAUUCUCUGUUCUCCAAUAUGGCUAACCUAAGUUUAGAUAAUUGUGGAAAUUGUGCAUCCUUGCCACCACUCGGACAACAACCCUCCCUCAAAAAGCUUUACAUUAAAGGAAUGAGUGUACUAAAGCAUGUCGGUUGUGAGUUCUAUGGGCAAGGUGGUGUUCAACCUUUUCCAUUACUAGAGACUCUAAGCUUUGAAAAUAUGCCAGAAUGGGAGGAUUGGUAUACUUUUGAAGAUCACAAGGAAGUUCAACCAUUCACACGUGUCAAGUAUCUCUCCCUAAUAAAAUGUCCUAAACUUCUUAAAAUGUUGCCUACUGAUCUACCUUGUUUGAAUAAUCUAAAGAUUUCAGAGUGCCCGCAAUUCGUAGUUGAAGGUUCCAGCAUUAGCCUCCCAUCACUCACCUGUAUAGCUAUGAAUGGCGUCCCUCUAACAAGCCUUGAAACGGUCCUUGAGAUGGGGAGUAUGGCUGAUGAUGAAGUGAUAUCAGCAAAUGCAAAGUGUAAGCAUCCGAGUUUAAUAACUUCCUUGAGCAUUGAGAUGAUCAAGAAACUCGAGCUCUUGCCGAAAUGGGUUACUCAUGGGCUGAUGGAACUCAAAGCAUUGAAGAUUACAAGCUGUGAAGAACUCAAGACACUGUGGAAGAAUGAGGCGAGAGUGCAGCACAGUCUCCUUGCAUUUCGAAGUUUGCAACUUAGAGGUUGUCCCCAGCUUCUUUCAUUGUUUAAAGAAGAUAAGGAUGAAGAAAAUGAAUGGCAACAUCAACAACAACAAGAAGAGGGACUCCCUUGCAUAGCGAGGCUUGAGCAUUUAAGAAUAUAUAAUUGUGAAAAGUUGAAGAAACUGCCACAGCUACUACAUACCUUCACUUUUCUUCAGGAGUUAUAUGUCUAUAACUGUCCAAGUCUCGUCUCUUUUCCAAAGACAGGCUUUCCGUGCACGCUGAAAACACUCAAGAUACGUAAUUGUGAGGCUCUGCAAUCCUUAUUUGGGUGGAUAACGCAAAUUAAUGACAAUAAUCUUGAAGUGUUAACGUUUGAGAAUUGUCCAUCCCUCACAUGCUUGAUAUCGUGCAGAGGUGGGGGGCUACCACCCACACUCAAACACCUUGAGAUUGAGAGGUGUAAAAAGUUGGAGGCACUGCUAGUAGAGGAAGGGAUGGAAAUUAACUGUCCAUCUCUUGAGUCUGUUCAGAUCUGGGGUUGUUAUAUGCUCAAAUACUUGCCAGAUGCCCUUCCUAAUAAUGAUAAUCUCAAGAAUCUCAGUCGAUUGAUCUUGUAUGGGUGUAAGAAUUUGGAGUACAUUCCAGAAGGAUGGUUCCACUCCGCAACAAAUCUAACAUAUUUGAAUAUCAGGGGAUGCAAAAAACUGAAGGCCCUACCACACGGAUUGCAGAGCAUCAACUACCUCACUUCUCUUCAAGACCUGUAUUUGAAUAUUUCAGAAUGGAACAACUUCAAGAAGAUUGGUUUGCACAGUUUAUCCUCUCUUAAAAUCUUGUUGAUUGAAGGCAAAGACGAAGAACAUUCAGUGGGUUCCAGCUUUCCGAUAGAUGGGAUGUUGCUGUCCACCUCUCUGAUCGAUCUUCAUAUCUCGGGUUUCCGAAAUCUGGAGAAGCUAUCUUCUAAAUUGUUUCAAAAUCUCGCCUCUCUUGAAUUUCUUAAAAUCGGUGGUUGCCCUAUGCUCAAAUCUUUACCAGUGCAAAGGUUGCCUCCCUCACUUAAGAGAUUGUCGAUCAUCGGGGGAAGUCGGAAACUAACAGAGAAGUGUGAAAAGGGGAAAGGCAAAUAUUGGCCCCACUUAGCUCACAUUCCUUGUGUCAACGUUGAUGGUUGAUGAUUAAUGAUUCUAAGUUCUAAACCAUGUGGAAAUUCCCAUCACAAUACAAGCAAUCAAAUUGCCAGAUAUGUGCUUUCAAGGAUUUGAAUACAAAGAGAGGCAUAUUCCGAUAGAUUUCCUUGCCUGCUUUUAUUUCCCGAAGGAACCACAACAAAUGGAAGAGUUCUCAUUCUUUCCAACUUGGUGCAAUUGUCCCUGGAUAUCCUGUCCAUCUAGUGAUUGUUCGCUAUCCCCAUGUACACUUUGACCAAUCUUGGUAAGAAUUUUCUUUAGUUGAAACCGUUUUGUUGUUGUCUUUCAUAAUGUCUUUACCUAACUUGCAUCAUAUGGCCUAUCAUUUUGUUUAGGGGAAAUAUAGCUUUGGGAAAGCUCAUGUUUAGAAUGUUCAAAGUUUCACAUUUUCAUAGAGGUAGAGUAUCAUCCUGUUAUCUUACCCCUUGAAAAUCAGGAGGAAAAUGCUGCCCAUUUUGCUUAGAGGAACAACAUAUCUCUAGUCUGGUCUUAGAUUGAAUCCUGGAUUGCUGAGUCUUGCUUGGUUACACUAACUGUACAAACAUUUCAUUCUUAUGGGGAUAUCACGCUGCUUGCAAAAGAUUUCGAGUCCAAACAGGUCACUUUUCGUGCUCCAUGUGUUUUGGCUUUUAUAGUUUAUCUUGCUUUUAGGUCGGCAAAAAUGAUCUUGUACUUCAUUCAAACAUUCUAUGAAGUGCUAGAUUUCAGCUCUUAAACUUAAUUUGAAGGCCUUUUUUGCGAUGGACCAAGAAUAUUUGAUGCAGCUGCAAUGAUGGAAUUUACAUUGUCUCCUUGGGAUCUCAUAAUGUAUUAGGUGUAGGCCUUGAAGCACACCAUUUAACGCUUGUAAUUCCUGUCUUCCAAAAUAAAUAACUUCAGCUCUCUUUCACAUGCAUUACUAAAAAUAUGUUAGUGUACUCUGGUUUGCCAAGUUUGAUUUCUUUCA
This is a messenger RNA of Camellia sinensis, 2813 nucleotides long. Lineage: Eukaryota; Viridiplantae; Streptophyta; Magnoliopsida; Ericales; Theaceae. The record is from RefSeq and is a predicted model, not a curated record.